AUGGCUGCCCUUCCCCUCAGAUCCAAACAAAAAUCCAACGAGCCAAACCCCGCCAAGAAAAUCCCUUUAAAUUUUGCUGCAGAAUUUGUGCUCCUUGCAAUAUUCUUGGGGUUGACUUUUCACCAUAAAAGUCAAACCCAUCCAAAAUUGGUCUUGAUUUGCUAUUGUUUUAUGAUGUUUCUUAUGAUUGAUAUUCUUAUUGCAUUAUCUAGCUCUAUUGCUAAAAUCUUGGUUGGGUUAGAGCUAGAGCCACCUUCAAAUGAACCUUAUUUGUCAACUUCCCUUCAAGAUUUUUGGGGGAAAAGAUGGAACCUCACGGUAACAAAUACGCUGCGUCUCACCAUAUACAACCCCGUGAGGUCAGCAUUGUCGGAGGUAGUCGGUAAAAAAUGGGCCCUACGGUUUGCCGUGCUGGCAACUUUUAUCGUGUCCGGUUUAAUGCAUGAGCUGAUAUUUUAUUACGUUAAUGGCGUGAGUCCGUCGUGGGAAAUGACGUGGUUCUUUGUGCUUCAUGGGCUGUGUGUAAUGGUGGAAAUUGGAGUGAAGAGAGCUGUGAAGGACACGUGGCGGUUGCCUUGGUUCGUUUCUGGGCCGUUAACGGUUGGGUUUGUGGUGGCCACUGCUUUUGGGCUUUUCUUCCCACCGAUAGUUAGGAAUGGUGCAGAUGAAAGGGUACUUGAAGAAAUUGGGUCUUGCUAUGAUUUCCUCAAAGACAAAAUGCUUCAAUUGCCGAAUUUUGUGGGUCAUUUUAGAUAA
Molecule: messenger RNA, 756 nt
Organism: Nicotiana tabacum (common tobacco)
Lineage: Eukaryota; Viridiplantae; Streptophyta; Magnoliopsida; Solanales; Solanaceae
Product: putative long-chain-alcohol O-fatty-acyltransferase 5
Biological process (GO): lipid metabolic process
Source: RefSeq, a predicted model, not a curated record